AUGGCGGCGGACAGUCGUGAAGUGUUAACGCUGAAAGUGAUGCGGCUGUCACAGCCCUCCGUCGACGCCGAGCUAUGGCCACUGCUUCGGCUUGAUGACGUCAUUUCCACGCACGACUCACUGCACAAGAAGGUGGAACAUGAAAAGGCGUGCGUAGACCGUGCCCUGGAAAGUACCCACACGUUGCUGCUGCCUGUAACACAGGGACGGAUAUUCAGUGGCGAGACGUUCAGCGCAUACAUCAACAUUUCCAACUCAUCAGGCGCUCAGGCUGUCAACGUGAUCAUCCAGGCUGAGUUAUCAAUCGGGCAGAAAAGAGAUCUCCUUUUUGACAAUUCCCAAGACCCGAUCCGUUCCCUGAACCCGGGCAACUCUUUUGAUUGCGCAGUCAUGCACCAGCUCACAGAGGCCGGAACGUACACACUUGUCUGUGCGGUUUCGCAUUACCUAUCGGCUUUGGGCGAGCAGAAGUCUUUCAAAAAGUCUUUCAAGUUUGCAGCCCAUCCUCCAUUCAAAAUCAGCCACCAAGUUGUCUCCUUACAGGGGCGAGCGUUCGUUGAAUGCUCGCUAGAGAACAUUUCCCAACAGCCGGUGUACCUCAGCGAUGCAUCGGUCUUCUGUGUGGAAGACCUCGAGGGCGUUCGUCUGGAUAGUGGUCCCCAAUCCGAUAGCAUUUGCUCCAAGGGGUUGCAUUAUUUCAAGCCCCAGGAUCGCUACAACCUGAUCUUCUCCCUCACACCUACCGCGGCGAAGCUCAACGCAGAUGACACAUUAAUUCGGCGGCUUCCCACUCUCGGGCAACUGGCUCUGGAGUGGCGCACGGCCACUGGAGGCGUCGGAUGCAUGCACAGCUUUACUCUUACGAAUCCGCAGGCCCAGGGUGGAAAGCCGUUGAGUCUCCGCGUCGUAUCAUGCCCCGCUUCUGUCGAAGUGGAAAUGCCGUUCCAAGUAGAGGUCGAGGUUGCCACACAGCUCGAGCAAGUUGUUUCCCCGGUCCUUAUUCUGAGGCCUUCCGAUCUUCAGCCUUUCGUGAUUCAAGGCUCGACGACCAGGCCUCUUGGGGUCAUUAGCAUGCUGAAUCCUCGACGUUGCACGCUGGAUGCCAUGUGCUUAACCCCGGGUUUUCACUCGAUCAAGGGCAUCCUGGUGUACGAUCCCGACACUCAGCAGACGACUGAUGCGGCGGAAAUGCUUUGUCAAGUUCUUGUUUUUUAA
Messenger RNA from Besnoitia besnoiti, 1215 nucleotides. RefSeq lists its product as uncharacterized. The transcript is spliced from 11 exons. NCBI's taxonomy places the organism in Eukaryota, Apicomplexa, Conoidasida, Eucoccidiorida, Sarcocystidae. Gene Ontology annotation, cellular component: TRAPPIII protein complex. The record is from RefSeq and is a predicted model, not a curated record. Bases 1 to 1215 code for a protein of 404 amino acids.